GUUCCUUAAUCCCUCACCUUUAAAAAAAAAAACAGCACCUCAUUACAUUAAAAAGGCACUUUUAAGAGCCACAUUUGUCUUGUAUCUUGUUACUCUCUUUACUGUUGUAUUGUUUUCUCUCUCUUGCUGUCUUACUGUCUCCCCCCCCCCAUUCCUCUGAGUGUGGUUUUUGUUUGUUUGUUUUGUCUUUUUUUUUUGUCUGUGUGUUUAUAGUGUGUUUAUCUUUUGUGCCAUGUCUGAUCCUGAGAUGGACUGUCUCCUAAAUGAGAUGAGUGACCUUGUCGAUCAGGCUGAACAUCAAGCUCACCUCCAACAGCUCAUUAGCAUGCACCAGGAAGCAGAACCAUCCACCAGUCAGCCUUCCACCCGUAAUCCAUCCACCAGCCAGCCAUCAAACAGCAAGCAAGAUGUUAGGUGGAUUAAGAGGGACAGUGAUGGAAACAUUAUUUACAGCAGGCCCAGAUCAUCCCGGAAACAAGCAGGUCCCAGUCACAGCCAGAGUCGAAAGACUGGUGUCUCUCAUAUCAGGGCUCCGGAAACCAGUGCGGAAAUGACCAGUGACUUUCUUUCCAUUACUGCAGAGUCCUUCCUUCAAGAGCUUAAAAGCUCAUUGUUUGAGGACAUACAUGAGGAUGAAACGGCACUUCAAGCCUCAACAGACUGGUUGACCCGAAAGAGCCUCAUAUCAGGGUGGUGGGAGAAAGAGAGACCCCGACUGGUCAACACCAUGGUGGCUCGACAACAUGUGGCAAAACGGAUCUGCCAACAUUGUGGAAAUGGUCCAGCCGUUAUCCGUUGUUGUGACUGCCGACCACACCCAUUCCUCUGUGGCCAGUGUGAUGUCAGGGUCCACCGAGGUCACGUGUUCCACAACAGGGAUUCGAUGACCCAUGCAUUCUUUAAUCCAUUGCCUCCCACAACUUGUGUUGUGGAGAGGGUUCUAACCCAGUGUGAGCGUCUUGUACCUUUGGAGAUGCCAGAGACAAUAUGCGGUUGUCAACGAGUAUCGUCCAGUGUCAUCGCAGGACAGUCCAUAGUUGUGGUUACAAUGAAUGGGCGAUAUGAUCUCAGAUUGCCUCAGAUUAGAUGCAAAGCAUGUGAAGCCACUUGGAGUCCUGGAGUGGAUGACCUGAUCCGUAAUGACUACUGGCCGGCCACUUCUCACUAUUCAACUGUGUAUGCAACAGAUGUCCUUUUUUCUUUUGAAGAGCUGAAGAUGGCAGCACCAGGGAUAUCUAGCCAAGCAUUUCUUAGAAUGCUGGAUCAACGCACUGUUCGCUUUGGCCGUAAUGGAAACAUCACAGCAGACAGCUUCCGGAAAAGCUUCUUGGAGUGGGAAGCUGUCCGAUUCGAAGUGGACAAAUUAUGCCAGGAGGACCACUUUAACUGCCCAGCAUGCAGUCCAGACAUGCUUGCAGUAUCCGUUGAUGGAAACCGUAAGCACUACAGAUUCAAGAGUGCAGCUAGAUCGGAGGAAAAAGCCAUCUUUGAUGGCGUGUUCAUCGCGAAUGAUGAUGACGUCGCAAGAUUCGUGGACUAUGUCCAUACCUCAACCAGUCAUGUCUCUGGAAGAGGUGUCUGUGGAGGGCAAUGGUCAGCGGCUCGUGAAACGUCUCAGAAGUCCUCAGGAAAAACAGAUGAGGAGGGCCUGGAACUUGCUGUAUGUCGUCAUGGGGUUCUCCUUCGUGCCCUCAAUAUGUUCAGGGGCGAAAUCUUUGCCUACCCCCUGUACCUCCAAAAGCAAAUGGCCUGUAAGCCAGUUACAUUUUUUGCAAUGGAUGUGGCAUGCAAGUACUGGCCUUACCUCCAGAGAGUGACAGAGAAAUGCCCUGAGCUUCAGGAUCUCCUCAACAUGAGGCCAUUUCUUUCUGUUUUUCAUGCCAAAGCUCAUGAUUUCAAAUGUGAGGUAAAAUGGAGUGGAGCAUAUCAGGAGGGGGCUGGUUCGACUCUUGGCGAAGAGGUGGAGCAGUGCAACGCCUUCCUCUCGAGGAUUGCUGUUACGACAAAGCACAUGUCAAAAGCGGGACGCAUUGACAUGCUGACAAUCAUGGCCAUGCGCUGGAACCAACAAAAGUUUGACAACUUGGCUUCUACCCUUGCCCGCCGAUAUCGGAAGAUAAAGACACCAGUUUUCCCUUAUGCAAAAAUAUAGACAACACUUGCCCAGAUAUUCUUCAAUAUAUAUUAAAUGUACGGAUGGUUGUAUGUGUCGUGUCAGUUGUAUUUUUUAGUGUCUUGAUAUACAAUAUUACAUGUUCAUAUCACAUAUAUUGAUAGUCCAUGUAUAUAAGAAUAUACUGUAUAUUUUAUUAGUUAUGUAAUAGUGAAGGUACUUCACAAUCCUUAUCAACAAUAGUCAAAAUGGUAGGCGUUUCCCUCAAUGUCAUUUAUGUUUGAAGGCCACAAUAGCCCUGCAAUGCCAGUUGCAUAACCUGGAGGCCAUGAAAACAGAAAUGGACAUCUCUGACAAUCAACUGGAGAGGUGGAUCAUUGAUAUCAAUGAGUGGGCAGAAGCAACAACAUCCCCAAAUGAUGCUGAUGUUGCCGCUGUUGCCAGCCGAAUUGAGGAGCUGGUGGCAAGUGUUAAGAGGAAGUCCCAGCGUCUUUACAAGGAUAGUGACGGAUGCAAAGGACGUGCCCGAAUCCGCCGAAAGAUCAGGGAGGAAAAAAAAAUCUUAAAUUCUGUAGUGGAAAAAUAUAACACCUUGGUUCCUAAUGCAGAAAAACUGACAUUGGACACCAUUCUAUGUGACGAGAAUGUUUGGCCAUGGCAGCUUACCCACGGUGACUCUGUAGAUCUAAGGACAAAGAGGAAGGCGUUCGACAUUGUGAUGGCUGUAAGGAGACUUGAGGAGGAGAAGAGGAUUCUUAUUGCAGAGAUGAACAAGCAUUGGAAGUCUCUUUGCUCCCGUGCAGACACCCUGAAGCAGAUGUCAUCCCAGCUUGCUAAUGUGACAUCAGGUGAAACGUGGGGCCUGCUUCAAGAUGGUAUCC
Carassius gibelio (silver crucian carp) is the source of this 2994-nucleotide messenger RNA. RefSeq lists its product as uncharacterized. NCBI's taxonomy places the organism in Eukaryota, Metazoa, Chordata, Actinopteri, Cypriniformes, Cyprinidae. The coding region runs from base 233 to 2152 and encodes 639 amino acids. The transcript has 13 exons. The record is from RefSeq and is a predicted model, not a curated record.